ACUAUAAACUUCUUACUUUGAUCGUAGGGAUAUCUCAGUUUGAAGAUUAUAAUAUUUUUGAUUGUCUCAUAUUUUUUAUAUGUAAUUGAGCUUUAUUAAUCUUUGGUCCACGUUUCCUCUAUUUCUUUUUUCCUUUUAGAUUACUGGGCUUAUUGUUCCUAACGCUUCCCAAGCACACAAGACACCCUAAGCCUAGGAGCAAACAUAGAAAGGGUCGAACUUUAUUCCUUAUCGAUGGCACUACCACUUCUUCCUGGAUAUAAUUUUAAUAGAAAUAUUGGGAAAGAAAAGUUCCACAAAUCACAUUACCUAAAACUGGAAGGCGAUCAAGCCUAUAUGCAUGGCGAUGACAAGCCAGGGAUUGGUGGAGAAAAGCUACCAGGACAAAGAAUCGAUGCACCAACCAGCAUCUAUCCGUCUGGAAUGGGUAGUCAGUUCCCCGCAUGGCUGACGUUUGAUAAACAGGCCUUAUCUUUUGAUGCUUAUUUCCAAGAGUCCGUUAAUGAAAGACGUGAAGAACAAUAUCGUAUUAGAAAAUGUAAAAUCUUAUUUUACCCAGAGGAUGACACUAUACAAGUCGUUGAGCCACGUAUAGCAAACACUGGAAUGGCUCAGGGAACAAUUAUUAAACGGCACCGUAUUUCCAAACCUGUACCAAAUGAACAUCUCUAUUAUACUGUGCAUGAUUUCAAUGUGGGAACAGAGUUUGUAGCUUAUGGUAAAACAUUUCGAAUUGUUUCUUGUGAUCAAUUUACAUCGAAUUUUUUGCGCAAACUUGGUAUAAAAUUAGGUAAACCAGAAUCAAUACCAGAUGAUCCUUACAGUAUUCAUCGUAAAGCUUUUACUGAGAGUAUGCAACCACUUAGACCAUAUGAAAGAAUGGAUAAACUUCGUCAAUUUCUUGAUCAUGAUCGUCAUGUGUUGAGAUUUUUCUGUUUUUGGGAUGAUACAGAAUCACUUUAUGGUGAUCCUAGAGAAAUGAUAUUAAACUAUUUUCUAGCCGAUGAUACAAUUGAAAUACGUGAAAUUAUACCAGCUAAUUCAGGUCGUGAUGCUGUACCAUGCUUUUUACGUCGUCAAAAACUACCACGUACAAUUGCAUCAAUACCGCUGCCGGGUGUAGUAACUGACAGAACAUUAUUAAAUGUAUUCGGUCAUCCACAAAGAGGUGGACAUUAUAUACUUGAUAGUCUAAAGCUUGGUGCACCUAAAGAUAACUUUUACAAAGAUCAUGAUUUAACAAUCGGUGCAAAUAUUAAUGUUUAUGGUAGAAAGUUUUUAAUAUGCGACUGUGAUGAAUUUACCAAAGAGUAUUACCGUAUCAAGUACGGCAUACAAGAUUUCACCCCAGUUAAACCUAAGCUGCAAGAUCAUAUCACCACUGUGAAACGUGAAAUUCCACCAUAUAACGGUUGGGGUACUGAUGAAGAUUCACUAGCUAACUGUUAUAGUUUAGUACCAAAAGCACCAAAUCAUAAUUUUAAAAAAUUCAUGGAAUUAGACCGUCAAGGUUUAGAAUCUCAUGUUUUACGUUUUGCUGGACGUUUAUUGUCUGACCGACCGACAGAUCGUGAUCGUCAGUUUGUGAUUAGUUGCUACUUGUCAGAUGAUACAAUUUCAAUUUUUGAACCGCAACAAAAGAAUUCAGGUUUCCAAGGUGGUUUAUUCUUAGAACGAUCAAAAAUUAAAAAACCCAACAGUAAAUUAUUUGAUAACAAACCAAUGGAAUAUUACAAACCAACCGAUUUAUAUGUUGGUGCUAAACUGGAUUUUAAUACAUUUCUAUUUGAAUUAACUGAAGCCGAUGAUUAUACAUUAGAUUACAUGGAGAAACAUAAAACACAAUUUAAACAAGCUGAUUAUCAAUUAAUAUUGAAUAAAUUAAUAACAAUAUUAAACAAUGAACAAUGUGAUGAAAUUAUCAAGUAUGCUGUAAAUCAAGAUCCAGAUGAUACAGGGACAUUUGGCUUUGAUCAAAUGAUAAAUUUAAUUAAUCAGUUGACUGGUAAAGAGAAUGCGUUAACAACCCAUGAACUGGGUACAUUGGCAAGACAUUAUGGUGUUAGACCAUCCAAGGAAAUAAAUCUUGAAAUUUUGCUUGGGAUUGCACAACAAACACUUCGUAGAAAAGCAUUUGAAGAUUUCUACAGUUUAAUGAUUGCCUGUCGCCAACAAGAUGCCGAUAAAACAGGUGAAAUGGACCGUCAUGCAAUAAGACGCAUAUGUUUAGCGCACCACCUACCAUUACCUGAUGACAUGUUGAAUUCGCUUAUGAAUUGUUUAGUCAAUCAGAAUAAUUUAAUACAAUAUGAACAAUUUAUUAAUCAAUUAAAUUGGAAAAAUUAUGAAAAUAAAGAAUUAUCUAUUCAACCAUCAUUGGAUUCUAUUGGAAAUAUGAAUAUUGAUUGGUUACCAAUAAGUAAAGGUGAUAUGCCAAAAUCAAUUAAUUUAAGUAAAAAAUCAAAAAUCGAUAAAAUCAAUUAUAAACAAUUGAUUAAUGAUUUAUUUAUGAAAGAUUUAUUUCAUUCAUCAAUUGAUUAAUUAAUCAGUUUAAUAAAAU
This is a messenger RNA of Schistosoma guineensis, 2560 nucleotides long. NCBI's taxonomy places the organism in Eukaryota, Metazoa, Platyhelminthes, Trematoda, Strigeidida, Schistosomatidae. The record is from the annotation of a GenBank genome assembly.